Helianthus annuus (common sunflower) is the source of this 879-nucleotide messenger RNA. RefSeq names its product cysteine-rich repeat secretory protein 55. The transcript has a single exon. Bases 10 to 789 code for a protein of 259 amino acids. The record is from RefSeq and is a predicted model, not a curated record. NCBI's taxonomy places the organism in Eukaryota, Viridiplantae, Streptophyta, Magnoliopsida, Asterales, Asteraceae.
AUUCAAAACAUGGCUUUUUCCCACUAUUAUCUCCUUAUCUUUGCAUUGUGCAUUCUCUACGUAGAAUCAGCUGAUGACCCUUCAGCACAACUUUGCAACGAAAAUUCAAACAUCACCACCCCUGAAAUAACCAAAAACAUAGAUUCACUUCUAACCAAACUAGUCCAAGCCACCUCCCAAUCGGGCUAUAGUGCAACCACCUUCGGCACAGACCAAACCCAAGUCUUUGGUUUAGCCCAAUGCCGAGGAGACGUGCCUAACGAUGAGUGCACAUCUUGCAUCCAAAACGCGGCAAAAGAAAUAAAAACAUUAUGUCCAAACCGCGUUGACGCUAGGCUAUGGUAUGAGUAUUGUUUUAUAAGGUACAACACCAAAAACUUUUUUGGUAAAGUUGACACGGGGUAUGGAGUGCUUUACGCUAACGUUGAAAAUGUGACUGACCCCGAAACAUUUAAUGAGGCGCUUGGGGCGCUUAUGUAUCGGACAAAUUUGUUAGCUGCUGCGCCAGGUAGCAAAGGGGUCGGGACAGGGGAGACUAAGCUGUCGGAUUUCGUGACGCUUUAUGCAUUGUCUCAAUGUACAAGAGACUUGUCACCACUUUUGUGUAGACAAUGUUUAGCCAUUGCUCUUGGUCAGACUUUCUGUGCCAACAAGAAAGGGUGUAGAGUUAUAUAUAGUAGUUGUAAUAUUAGAUAUGAAUUGUAUCCAUUUUUCUUUCCGCUUGAUGAGAAGUUGGCUCUUGAAAGCUCUUCGAUCACACAUUACAUGUCGCUAGUUAGAAAACCUUAGAGUUUUGGGUAAUGAAUUUGAAGAAAUGAUUUCCUUUUAAGGAUGUUAUCAAUAAAUUGUUGUUUUUAUGUCAAAGAUCUUAAUGGGUUA